Cajanus cajan (pigeon pea) is the source of this 2046-nucleotide messenger RNA. NCBI's taxonomy places the organism in Eukaryota, Viridiplantae, Streptophyta, Magnoliopsida, Fabales, Fabaceae. The record is from RefSeq and is a predicted model, not a curated record.
AUAGCUUAAAAUGAAAGCUAAAAAGAAAAAAGAAAAAUGAAAAAGUGUGGAAUAGAGAGUAGAGUGGUGGUGAUUGGUGAAGGUUAGGCAGGGCAGGGAAGAAGACGAAGAAAUCCCUCUGCAAUGGCGGAUACCUCAAGUCGAUCCAGAGACCUCGACAAACUCCUUCUCCGACCCGGCAAUCUCGUCGGUCCCAGGUUCGAACCUGGCCCCGAGUUGCGUGAUGACCUUCAGGCCUUCGCCAAAGUGUUGGUGGUUGGGGCCGGUGGCUUGGGCUGUGAAUUGUUGAAGGAUUUAGCCUUGUCUGGUUUCAAAAACCUCGAGGUCAUUGACAUGGAUCGCAUUGAGGUCACUAAUCUCAACCGCCAAUUUUUGUUCAGGCUUGAAGAUGUUGGCAAACCCAAGGCCGAGGUAGCUGCCAAGCGUGUCAUGGAGAGAAUCAGCGGUGUGCAAAUUGUGCCGCAUUUUUGCAGGAUUGAGGACAAGGAGAUUGAGUUUUACAACGAUUUUAGCAUUAUUGCCCUUGGUCUUGAUUCCAUUGAGGCACGCAGCUAUAUCAAUACUGUUGCUUGUAGUUUUCUAGAGUAUGAUUCUGAUGAUAACCCACGAGAGGAGACAAUCAAGCCUAUGGUGGAUGGUGGGACUGAGGGUUUCAAGGGCCAUGCUAGGGUGAUCUUGCCGGGGAUCACGCCAUGCUUUGAGUGUACCAUCUGGCUUUUCCCACCUCAAGUGAAGUUUCCUUUGUGUACCCUGGCUGAAACCCCUAGAACUUCUGCUCACUGUAUUGAAUAUGCUCACUUGAUUAAGUGGAAUGAGGUUCAUGGUGGAGUGGCUUUUGAUCCAGAUAACCCUGAGCAUAUGAAAUGGGUUUAUGAUGAGGUAGUCACUAUUUCAUAAGGGCGUGUCAUUCCUGGAGUUACUUAUUCUCUAACUCAGGGUGUUGUGAAGAACAUCAUACCAGCUAUAGCUUCAACAAAUGCGAUUAUAUCAGCUGCUUGUGUGCUGGAAACAUUAAAGAUUGCAUCAGAGUGCAGCAAAACUUUGUCUAACUAUUUAACGUAUAAUGGAUCAGAAGGCCUCCAUACUGAAGUGGCAGAAUUUGAAAGGGACAAGGAAUGUCUUGUAUGUGGUCCUGGUAUACGUAUUGAACUGGACACUUCAAUCACUUUGCAAAAGUUCAUGGAUCUUCUGGAAGAACAUCCUAAGUUGCGAUUAUCAAAAGCUAGUAUUACACAUCAAGGAAAGAAUCUGUACAUGCAAGCUCCCCCUGUAUUGGAAGAAAUGACUCGAUCAAACCUGAGUCUCUCUCUUUUUAACCUCAUGGGUAAAUUGCCCAAGGAUGUUGUGCAUGUGAAUGGUACAACAAUCAAGAACGACCAAAAGUUCUCUUGUUUGAGAAAAUUACGUGUUGUUUUCAAGGGAGUUGACGGGGUUACAGAUAUGGAUACAGCCGGGGGAGCAUAACUUUGGACAUCCAAACGUGUUUUGAUGCUUAAUUUUUUCGGCUAUAUAAGCAUAAUUUAUGUAUCACAGCUUGUUUCCAAUAUUGGUCAGAUUUAUUUUGUGGGGGAGAAAUGUGCACGCGAGUAUAUGUGGCAACGAAUGGUUGAGAAUGUUGAACAUUCUGGUAGCUAGUUACUAUAAAUAUUUACUAAAGUGAAUUCAAGGCACCUAUUUAGGCUUUGGAAUGAAUAAUGCAUGCAUUAGAAUUUAGAAUGGCUCAGCUUACAGAGAUGGGAAAAGAUGCUAAAUAGAAGCCAUUGAACUAGUAGCUUUGUACUUUAGGGGGAAUCUCCAUGGUGGGCUAAAAUUCAGGGUAUAAUAUUAGCAGAUCUCUUUGCAUCGUGUUUGAAAAGAUUCAUUACCAAGUCGUGCAUUACAAGCGGUAGCAAGGUGGCAACUUGCGUUGUUUUUGGAGUUUCUAUGCUUUAUUUAGCAGUAAAAUGGCAAUUUGCUUCGAGUCUUUAAGAAGUAUUUAUAUUACAUGGAAUGGUUGUCUGUCUAUGGAAUCUUGCGAAGAUAAAUUCUAACCUAUACAAAAUCGUU